Molecule: messenger RNA, 1038 nt
Organism: Exserohilum turcica Et28A
Lineage: Eukaryota; Fungi; Ascomycota; Dothideomycetes; Pleosporales; Pleosporaceae
Exons: 5
Coding region: 1-1038 (345 amino acids)
Source: RefSeq, a predicted model, not a curated record
AUGAGAUUGUUGUAUCGUAUCGCAGCUCUUGUGGCACCUGCGCAGGCGGCACUGCGCUUUGGAUGCUCGACGGUCAGCAUCCAGCGGCUCGAUCCGCUGGUUGAGCCCGGGAAACUGCCUUCGGCGCAUGUGCACCAGAUUGUGGGGGGCAAUGCCUUCAACGCGACCAUGGAUGCCGAUCCAGCUGUGCAGGCCGACUGCACGACGUGCACUUUCUCCGAGGACUUUAGCAACUACUGGACUGCAGCCAUGUUCUUCAAGCACACAAACGGCUCGUACAAGCGCGUGCCGAUUAUGCAGAACGCGGCGCUGCCGAAUGGCAUCAACGGCGGCAUGACGAUAUACUAUACGCAGCAGGACUUUAACAGCAAUGGGAACCAGAAGAUUACGGCGUUCCCCAAGGGCUUCCGCAUGACGGUCGGAUCACCCACGACACGCACAGUCGAGGACGCAAAGAAGCACGUAGGUCUACGCUUUGUGUGUCUCCAAGACAAGAACACGCGGUUCCCCGAGACACCCGACUUCCCGUCGAAGCCGUGCAAAGGUGGCAUCAUGACUGUGCAUCACUUCCCGUCGUGCUGGGAUGGCAAGAACCUCGACUCGCCGAACCACCAGGACCACAUGUUCAACACGGCGAAAGAAGCUUUCGCAGCCGCUGGUCCCUGCCCCGCGUCGCACCCGGUGCGCAUGCCCCAGCUGGCGUACGAGACGCUCUGGGAUACCACGCAGUUCAGCAACAUGUGGCCCAAGGAUGGGUCGAACCCGUUCUUCCUCAGUUACAACGACAACAAGGGCUAUGGCACGCAUGCCGACUAUGUGUUUGGGUGGAAGGACGACAGUCUGCAGCGAGCCAUGGACAGCAGCUGCAUGUUCCAGGCGUGUGAGAAUGGCAAGCCGUUGAAGAGUCAGAAUGUGCAGGCGAUGAACAAGUGCCAGGUUAAACCUAGCAUUCAGGAAAAUAUCGACGGGUGCAAGACGAACGGGUCCGAGGCUGUUGCCACGGCUGCCCCGACUGCGAAAAGGGCGGGAGGAUCAUAA